CUAGUGUGCAGCUACAUGACGAGAAUGACAGGCCAAAGAAGCAGAAUACUAAUCAAAGGAGGAAAAGUUGUGAAUGAUGAUUUCUCUACUGUCAGUGAUGUUUACAUUGAAAAUGGGAAAAUUAUUGAUGUUGGAUCAAAUCUCCAAAUCCCAUUGGGAGUGCGAGUCAUUGAUGCUAAGGAUAAACUGGUGAUACCUGGCGGCAUCGACACCCAUACCCACAUGGAGAUGGCUUUCAUGGGCACCAAAGCAGUUGAUGACUUCCAUACUGGCACCAAGGCUGCUCUGGCAGGAGGGACCACCAUGAUCUUGGACUUUGUCAUCCCCCCUAAGGGUACAUCCCUGCUGGACGCCUAUGAAGGCUAUCGGAGCACAGCCGACCCCAAAGUUUGCUGCGACUACUCCUUCCAUGUGGCGGUCACAUGGUGGAGUGAACAGGUCAAGAAAGAAAUGGAAACAUUGGCCAAAGAGAAAGGAGUCAAUUCCUUCAAGAUGUUUAUGGCCUAUAAGGACGUGUUCAUGCUUGGAGACCGUGAGCUGUAUGCCGCCUUCUCCCAGUGCAGAGAGAUUGGAGCGAUCGCUCAGGUUCAUGCAGAGAAUGGAGACCUCAUUGCAGAGGGUGCAAAGAAAAUGCUGUCCAUGGGCAUCACAGGUCCAGAAGGCCAUGAGAUGUGUCGCUCGGAGCAGGUGGAGGCCGAGGCCACUCAGAGAGCCAUCACCAUUGCCCAUGUUGUCAACUGCCCCCUGUAUGUGGUCCACGUCAUGAGCAAAUCUGCUGCCAAUGUGAUUUCUAAGGCACGCAGAGAUGGAUGUGUGGUAUUUGGGGAGCCCAUUGCUGCUGGGCUGGGCACAGAUGGCACUCAUUACUGGCACAAAGACUGGGCCCAUGCUGCCAGUUUUGUCAUGGGCCCUCCCCUUAGACCUGACCCCAGUACCCCUGGGUACUUAAUGGACCUGUUGGCCAAUGAUGAUCUCAGUGUUACUGGGACGGACAACUGCACCUUUUCUUUGUGCCAGAAGGCCUUGGGCAAGGACGACUUCACCAAAAUCCCUAAUGGAGUAAAUGGUGUAGAGGACAGGAUGUCUGUCAUCUGGGAGAAGGGUGUGCAUAGCGGUAAAAUGGACGAAAAUCGAUUUGUGGCUGUCACCAGCAGCAACGCUGCAAGAAUCUUCAACUUCUACCCUCAGAAAGGCCGUAUCGCCAAGGACUCCGAUGCUGAUGUGGUUAUAUGGGACCCAAAGCUGACGAGGAAGAUAUCAGCCAAGACCCAUCACCAGGCUGUGGACUACAACAUUUUUGAGGGCAUGGAGUGCCACGGUGUCCCCGUCGUUACCAUCUCCAGGGGCAAAGUGGUGUACGAGAAUGGUGCAUUGAAUGUUACCCCGGGGGAGGGCAGGUUUAUCCACCGACAGCCCUUCGCGGACUUUGUGUACAAACGAAUCACACAGAGGAAGGAGGUGAGGAAACCUACAGCUGUGAUUCGAAAGCCCUAUGAAGGAAAGGUCAUAUGAACCGCUGACCCACACCCGGCCAGAAGGUCUGCUGCAGGGUAAUGCAGCGCCACGGCUGCCAGUCUCCAGCUACACUUCUACAGUACAUCAGAGACCAGGGUCUGAACGUGGCAGACAGGCUUAAUGCUCUUUCACUGCUACGAGCAAGUUAACCAGUUCAGCCAUUCAUUUUCUUUUUUUCCCCACUUUGUACCCAUUUCUUUAACUUGUACACUACGCAGCUGUUUCAAAUCACCCUAUCGAGUAAGACGGUAGGCUGUUGGUUCACGGGUCAGCUGGGAUUAUCACUCAGGUCAAUGCCCUUUGGUCAGAGAAUAUGUUUGUUAUUGCUCCACUCUGCAGAGCAUUGGCUUCCAGGUCAACACUGAACACAGCCAAAGUGACACAAAUGCCACUCUUUACAAAUGGCGCUCCAUUCAUAAAUUAUGUAAUGGUGUGGUUCAUUUUAACAAAGAUAUGGUUUGAUGUCGGGCUUCCUUGUCAAAAUGGACAAUUAAAAUGUGACAAUUCAGUGAUAUAUUCCCAUUCUAUAAAAAUUAAAACAAAAGAGACAAAUAA
Lampris incognitus (smalleye Pacific opah) is the source of this 2070-nucleotide messenger RNA. It is a transcript of the gene dpys, whose product is annotated as dihydropyrimidinase. Gene Ontology annotation, biological process: pyrimidine nucleobase catabolic process. The transcript has 9 exons. Bases 16 to 1512 code for a protein of 498 amino acids. Gene Ontology annotation, cellular component: cytoplasm; cytosol. NCBI's taxonomy places the organism in Eukaryota, Metazoa, Chordata, Actinopteri, Lampriformes, Lampridae. Gene Ontology annotation, molecular function: dihydropyrimidinase activity. The record is from RefSeq and is a predicted model, not a curated record.